Molecule: messenger RNA, 582 nt
Organism: Octopus sinensis (East Asian common octopus)
Lineage: Eukaryota; Metazoa; Mollusca; Cephalopoda; Octopoda; Octopodidae
Product: general transcription factor II-I repeat domain-containing protein 2-like
Exons: 1
Coding region: 1-582 (193 amino acids)
Molecular function (GO): protein dimerization activity
Source: RefSeq, a predicted model, not a curated record
AUGAAUGAGCUAAAUCUGAAAUUACAAGGAAAGGAAAACUUAAUUUGUGAUUUCUACAGGAUAAUUAAAGCAUUUCGACAAAAAUUGAUGUUAUUCGAGUCACAACUUGGAGUACGUCAGUUUUCACACUUUUCUUGUUUUAAAAGUUUUUGUGAGGCAAACUGUAAUGAGAUCGACAUUACUUUCCAAAUUGGAAUUAUCAAAGAAUUAAAACAUCAUUUUUUACAUAAGUUUUCUGAACUUGACAAAAUUGAAAGCGAUAUAAUUUUGUUCGAAAAUCCAUUUUCUUGUAAUGUUGAAAAUGUUCAACAUGAAUUACAAUUAGAAGUUAUUGACUUACAAUCAAAUGAACAGCUCAAAGAUUGUCACAGACAGACCAAACUCGCUGAGUUCUACGAAUAUCUCAAGGAUGAUGAGUUUCCGAGACUAAAGAAUUUUGCGAUAAAGAUGAUUUCUAUAUUUGGCACAACUUACCAAUGUGAGCAAACGUUUUCGAGGAUGAAAUAUGUUAAGUCUGCCCAUCGUGCAAGAUUGACUGACGGACACUUAAAAUCAAUUCUCAUGAUAGGAUGCAGCAAUUAA